This is a messenger RNA of Podarcis raffonei (Aeolian wall lizard), 4725 nucleotides long. RefSeq names its product phosphatidylinositol-4,5-bisphosphate 3-kinase catalytic subunit delta (gene PIK3CD). Gene Ontology annotation, biological process: phosphatidylinositol-mediated signaling; cell migration; phosphatidylinositol 3-kinase/protein kinase B signal transduction. The record is from RefSeq and is a predicted model, not a curated record. Gene Ontology annotation, cellular component: cytoplasm; phosphatidylinositol 3-kinase complex; plasma membrane. The coding region runs from base 485 to 3631 and encodes 1048 amino acids. Gene Ontology annotation, molecular function: 1-phosphatidylinositol-4-phosphate 3-kinase activity; 1-phosphatidylinositol-3-kinase activity. Lineage: Eukaryota; Metazoa; Chordata; Lepidosauria; Squamata; Lacertidae. The transcript has 23 exons.
AGGAGGGAAGGCAGGGUGCAAAUUCAAUAAGCGAUGGCAAUGCCGCAGGGCGUCCUGUGUGGGGCUGCCCUUGGAGGCUGUUCGGGCCGGGGUGGUUGCCUGGGCUUGAGGGUUGAUGGGAGUUGUAGUCCAGAACCAUCUGGAAGGUAGCCGGUUGAGGAAGGCUGACCCUGUUGCUUUUGUGCGUGUUGCCUGCGAGAAAAAGUUGUCGGCAAACGCUUCCUGUUGCCGCAGAGACUUUGCAAACGGUCCCUUGGAUAGCGCCAAGCCCAGCCUUCGAGAAGGAGGGGGCGCCGAAGACUUCCUAGGCCGGCGUUCUCCAGAUUCUCCCUGGCAAGGUUUAUUUUAUUUUAUUUUUUUCAGUUCAGUUCAGUUCAUUUUUAUUUAUAUUUUCAGUCGGCGCCGGUCAAGAGAUCCGCUUGCUUUCCUGCCGGGGAAGGGAUCAUGGAUGCUAUCCUCAGGUUGUAGCUGAGACCGGAGCAGGAUGCCCCCUGGGAUUGCUUGCCCCGUAGAAUUUUGGUCCAAAGAAGCGAACCAGAGCAUUCAAGUCGACUUCCUCUUACCCACUGGCAUUUACUUGACCCUCUCCAUUUCCUGCAAUGCAAGUCUUAACACCAUCAAACAGAUGGUCUGGCACCACGCUCAGUUUGAGCCCCUCUUCCACAUGCUCAGUGGCCCAGAGUCCUACGUCUUCACCUGUGUCAACCAGACAGCCGAGCAGCAGGAGUUGGAGGACGAGCAGCGGAGGCUCUGUGAUGUCCAACCCUUCCUGCCGGUCCUGCGGCUUGUGGCCCGUGAAGGCGACCGAGCUAAGAAGCUGAUCAACUCUCAGAUCAGCCUCCUCAUCGGCAAAGGCCUCCACGAGUUUGAUGCCUUGUCCGACCCAGAAGUGAAUGAUUUCCGCACCAAAAUGCACCAGUUCUGUGAGGAGAGAGUGACCAGGCGGCAGCAGCUGAGCUGGAAAGCCUGGAUGGAGUACAGCUUCCCGGUGCAACUGGAACCCUCGUCCAGCAGUCUCGGAAGAAAGAACCCCCUCCAAGUCCACAACAAGAACAUCUUUGUCAACGUCAAAUUCGAGUCUGGAGGGGAAAGUUUCACCUUCCAGAUCUCUCCCAAGGAAUUCCCCGUGACACUGAUGAGCUACGCUGUCAAGAAGCAAGCCACAAUUUUUCGGCACCAAAGAAUGAAUAGCCCGGAGGAAUACGCCCUGCAGGUUAACGGGAAAUGUGAAUAUCUAUACGGGAACUACCCUCUGUACCAGUUCCAGUACAUCCGUGACUGUUUGCACCGCGGCCUCCUGCCACAUCUCACAAUGGUGCACUCCACUUCCAUCAUGGCUCUGUGGGAAGAACAAACCAAUGGGAUCGCUCACCCCUCAAAAGCGUCCCCCAAACCUCCUCCUGUCCCCAAGAAAAAGCCCAACUCCAUCUCUCUGUGGUCACUUGAGCAGCCUUACUAUAUCGACUUGGUGCAGGGCAGUAAGGUGAAUGCUGAUGAACGGAUGAAGCUGGUGGUCCAGGCAGGCCUGUACCAUGGCCACGAGAUGCUCUGCAAGAUGGUGUCCAGCUCUGAAGUCAACGUCUGUUCAGAGCCCGUGUGGGGACAGAGGCUUGAAUUCGAGAUUAACGUCUGCGACCUACCUCGCAUGGCCCGGCUGUGCCUGGCGCUCUACGCCGUGGUGGAGAAAGCCAAAAAGGCAAGGUCUACCAAGAAGAAGUCAAAGAAAGCUGACUGCCCAAUUGCCUGGGUGAACAUCAUGCUGUUUGACUACCAAGACCAGUUGAAAACUGGAGAGUGCUGCCUGCCAAUGUGGUCAUCGUUUCCAGAUGAGAAAGGAGAGCUACUGAACCCAACGGGCACCGUCCGGACCAACCCCAAUAUGGAAAGUGCUGCAGCCUUGGUCAUCCGCUUCCCUGGCAUUUCGCUGUACCCGGUCUACUACCCAUCCUUUGAACAGAUCAUGGAGCAUGGAAGGAAUGGGCAGUGCCCCCGGUACAUGUCGGAGGAUCCAGAAGAGAAACAACAGCUGAAAGAGAUUCUGGAGCGCCGAUCUCACACCGAACUCUACGAGCACGAGAAAGACCUUGUGUGGAAGAUGAGGCAUCAGGUGCGGGACCAGUACCCAGGUGCCCUGGCGAAGCUGCUGGUUGUAACCAAAUGGAACAAGCACGAAGAUGUUGCUCAGAUGAUCCACUUGUUACAGUCUUGGCCGGAGCUGCCCGUUCUCAACGCCUUAGAGCUGCUGGAUUUCAACUUCCCUGAUCGCUACGUGGGUUCCUUCACAGUCAACUCGCUGAAAAAGUUGACAGAUGCCGAAUUGUUCCAGUACCUCCUCCAGCUGGUUCAAGUGUUGAAGUACGAAUCUUAUUUAGACUGCAAAUUGACCACGUUCCUGUUGGACAGGGCCUUAUCCAAUCGCAAAAUAGGGCACUUCCUGUUCUGGCACCUCAGAUCUGAAAUGCAUGUCCCGUCUGUGGCCUUAAGGUUUGGCCUGAUCCUGGAAGCUUAUUGCCGAGGGAGCACCCACCACAUGAAAUCUCUGAUGAGGCAGAGCGAAGCCCUCAACAAGAUGAAGACAUUGAAUGGCAUCGUCAAAUUAAGUGCCCUAAAGAACCCCAAGCCUCAAACUAAGGAGUUCAUGCACACCUGUUUGCGGCAAGAGACCUACCUGGAAGCUCUCUCCAACCUUCAGUCUCCCUUGAACCCCAGUGUCAUCCUGGCAAAAGUCAGUGUGGAGCUUUGCACUUUCAUGGACUCAAAGAUGAAGCCUCUGUGGAUUGUGUUUAACAAUGAAGAGAUAGGCGGCACCCGCAACGUGGGGAUCAUCUUCAAAAAUGGAGACGAUCUCCGUCAGGAUAUGUUAACCCUGCAGAUGAUCCAGCUGAUGGAUAUUCUGUGGAAGAAAGAAGGGCUAGAUCUCAGGAUGACUCCUUAUGGCUGCCUUUCCACGGGAGACAAGACAGGGCUGAUAGAAGUGGUCAUGGACUCAGACACGAUUGCCAACAUUCAGCUCAACAAGAGCAAUAUGGCGGCCACUGCCGCCUUCAACAAGGACGCCUUGUUGAACUGGCUGAAGUCCAAGAACCCAGGCGAUGCGCUGGACCGAGCCAUUGAGGAAUUCACACUCUCCUGCGCUGGAUACUGCGUGGCCACCUACGUGCUUGGCAUUGGAGACCGCCACAGUGACAACAUCAUGAUCCGAGAGAACGGCCAGCUGUUUCACAUUGAUUUUGGCCACUUCCUGGGAAAUUUCAAGACCAAGUUCGGGAUCAAUCGCGAACGGGUCCCUUUCAUCUUGACCUACGACUUUGUCCACGUGAUCCAGCAGGGCAAAACCAGCAACAGCGAGAAGUUUGAACGAUUCAGAGAGUACUGCGAAAGAGCCUACAUGAUCCUCCGAUGCCACGGCCUCCUCUUUCUACACCUGUUUGCACUGAUGAAAGCAGCGGGGCUGCCGGAGCUAAGCUGCUCCAAAGACAUCCAGUAUCUCAAGGACUCGUUGGCAUUAGGGAAGACUGAUGAAGAGGCAAGGAAACACUUCCAGCUCAAGUUUAACGAAGCCCUGCGGGAGAGCUGGAAAACCAAAGUCAACUGGCUGGCUCACAAUGUGUCCAAGGACAACAGGCAAUAGUUCUCUAAGCCUUUUUUAUCUACCUGCCAGGCGCACCGAGUUGUGCCCAACAUUGGGGGGGAGGGCAUCACAUCAUACACGUGACCAGCCCCCUCCCCUCAACAGGCUCCCACCAGAGCCUGGCUUUGGCCUGUGAGGGAGCUGCCAAGACAGCUUCCUUGGAGUGAAGAGUUGGUGGCAGAGAGCUGUGCCCCUCUCCACAACUGGGCUGCAACUUGUGAUGUUCACCCUCGCUGUAGGGCGGGGAGAUGGGGCCCAGCAGUGGCACCCCCUCUCAAUUUUUUUUUUUGGGGGGCUGAAGCCCCCAGCACCUGCCCAUCCUUUGAAAUGGACCCUCCAAGAAAAGGUUUCCUACUUCUUGGCUAUUUAUGCGACUGCUUGAGUCUCUUCUUGCUGGAAAGCUACUUCUCCUGCACAUCUUUGUUUAUGUGUGUGUUUGUGAGCCCAUUCAUGGAUUACAGGAGGUCCUUGUAUAGGCAUUCUGUAACUUCAAGAUUGCUUUGGCCUCUCAGUAGAGUGAGGACUGGGCCUUUGGGCAAAGCAGUUAGCAGCAUCCUUCCAGCACAUGCAUUUUAAAAGGAUGGCUUUGAAAGGGGUAUGUGUGGUUUUGCGUGUUGUGUAUUUUAUACUGAUAAAGCGUGUGCUAGAUAUACUUUACUUGUUCACUGGUUGAACAGAGAUAUUUGUAGUGUGAAAACCGCCAAAAUCGGAAGAGCUGGGCUCUCUAGGAGGAGGAUUUGAUGCCUUUCUUUUCUGGAUUCUUUUGUGUAACACAUGCACCCUCACCUCUAUAAAGAAAGAAAGAAAUGCUACAGGUGACAGUGUCUCCUGCAAUGCUUUACUUGCAUGGUUGUAGUAAAGAUCAAAACUCUUACACUUGUACUGGAUAGUCACUGUGCUAGGUAAUUUUUUUGUUUCACUUAUACUUAGCCAAUAACUGUAAAGAAAACAGCCUUGAGGUACUACGUACAAGCCAAUUCUGAACUGUUUUUUGUUCCUAUGUGGGGCCUUAAGCCAAAGAUUUGCAUUUAUAAAGGUUUACAUGUGAUUUCAGGUGCUUGGUUUGGGGACUGAAAUAUAGCUGUUUUUGUUAA